AUGAACAUUCUCGCAAGAACAGUUCGGGCCGCCACUUUUGCCUCAGGAAAACCUUUAGCUUCUGUUCGUUUUUAUGCACAAGAAGCAACGGCCCCUAGUAAUAUUUUACGCUUGAAUUUUGCCCUUCCACAUCAGACGCUUUAUCGAAAUGUUGAUGUUCAACAAGUGAAUCUCAGUUCAACUUCGGGCGAUAUGGGUAUUUUAGCUAAUCAUGUUCCAUCUAUAGAACAACUAAGACCCGGAGUAAUUGAAAUAAUAGAGAAUCCAAAUACGACUCAAAAGUAUUUUGUAAGCGGUGGUUUUGCUAUUGUCCAUCCUAAUUCUUCGCUGGAUAUUAACGCGAUAGAAGCAUUUUCAUUGGAUGACUUUUCAAUUGAGAGCAUCAAAACAAACCUUGCAGAAGCACAACGAAUCGCUGCUUCAUCCGCUUCUGAGGAAGAAAAAGCGGUAGCCUCGAUUGAAGCGGAAGUAUAUGAGAACCUUCAAAAAGCAUUGACUAAAUCAGCAUAG
Messenger RNA from Ambispora leptoticha, 510 nucleotides. The record is from the annotation of a GenBank genome assembly. NCBI's taxonomy places the organism in Eukaryota, Fungi, Glomeromycota, Glomeromycetes, Archaeosporales, Ambisporaceae.